UGUUUAAAAAAAUUUAAUGUUAACCUUAUAAAUUUGCAAACAUGAGUUUCUGUCGUUUGUGAUAUUUUUUUAUAUGCCUUUUUUAAACAUUCGUCUGGAGCAAAGAGUAAACACAAAAAACAGUCCACGACGAAAAAAGAACAAAACGCAAAGAGUGGUCAAACAAGAAAGAAAAAGCAAUUUUCUCCACUUUUCCCUGGCGCUGCUUGUAAAAUUACCGAAUAAUAGAACAGCGAAACGUUUCGACAAUCGACGUUCGCAUUUCCCCUCGGUAGUAGACAGAGCCAGCUUACGGGCAAAGUUUUUCUUCGCGUUCACGUAGCAAGUGAAAUCCCGUUUACGUUCCGUCUCGUGUGUCUGUGUUCCUAGCACAGGGUGAGAAUGAAAAUGACCGCUCCUCGACUGGUGGCGAGAGCUGGUCGCAGCAGGUUCCUGAUCGGGCUUGGCAUUCUGGUGCUGAUGGCCGGCUUCGUGGCAAUCUUCCACAGCUCCCAGCAGCAGCUGGAUGAGUUGCGGCAGCUGGGACUCCGUUGCGAACAGCAACAGGAAGCCAUUUCCGCUAAGAUGCAAGUGGUAGUGGAUCAGAAGCUACGCCUGGAGCACACGUUGGCAUCCGAGCGGUUGGUCAACGAACAAAGUCAGGCGGAACAGCAACAGAAGACUCAGGACGAAAAGGAGCAGUGCGAUAAAUCGGUCAAGGAAACCAACAUCCGGUACGCUUCGCUGCAGCAACACUACAACCUGAUGAAGAGCCAACUGGACGAUCUAACCGAGGAAUGCUCCAAGAGCAAGAAGAAGCAGCUGGAAGAGAUCAACUCGAUGCGGCUGAAGGUGACGGAACUGCAGGGCAAAGUGGCGCUGCACCAGAAGGAAUCGGCCGAUGACGUGGAGCUUCUGAAGGCACAAGUGGCCCAGUUGAAACUGGACAAGGAAACGCUGGACAUCAACUAUCGUCAGAAGCUAAUGCUGAAAGAAAAGGCCAUCGAAAAGCUGACCGAUUACGCCAGAAAGAUGGAGAAGGAAAACUCCCAAUACAUAGCUCUGUGUAAAAUCCCCUCGGAAAAAUUACCCCGUCACAUCGAGAUGGGCGAAGUAAUGGAAAGCCUGCCGCACGUCAUGCCAUCGCCCGCCAUCCAAGGUCCAUCGCGUAACUUUGCCCAGCAAAUAUCCGUGAGUGAAGAUUUGUAUAAAAUUCCCGUAGUUUUGCGCAACCGUACCUCUACUAACAACAACAACAACUUCAAUUUGGUUGGGGCUGCUAACGUACCACCGGUUGCGGAUCAGGAAGAGCAGGGUGUCCUGGCUCAACCUUUUGAAACUAACGAUAUUCCCAAGCACAGGCAGCAGCCGAUUAGGAUCGUUCCGGUUGACGGAGGAGUUAUUAAUUCUGUGGAAAAUUUUCAGAUAAUUCCCAAACCUUUGCCCCUGGUAUCAUCCAAUGACGAUGCUAAAAAAGCGGCUAGUCCUCCGGCUAGCAAUGUUUUACAGGAGCCACAACUGAUGAAAACUUCUACAUCGGUUUCCGUUGCGGCUGAUAAGAAAACAUCCGAACGUAGCAACAAUAUGCAGGUACCGAUCGUUGCUGCUCCCACUAUGAUCCCCCCCACAGGGUCCAAAUCCUCCCCAGCAAUGUCCAGCAGCAGCACAACUGCCGCCAACAAUAACGGUCAAGCGAAGAAACCCGGUACCAAACUAAGAACAAAAGUACUCCCGGUAGGAAUUGUGCCAUUCCCUGAAAACAUGGAAGAACUCAUAAGAACCGAAGAAAACAAUAGUGAAAACGCAGUCAACAAUCGGUAUCUUAACGUUGCAGCUUCUCAUCAAGUCGGAACUGGUAACGGUGCGGACAAGCAACGUUCCCGCAGCGACAAAGAUAUCAACUUCAUGAACCCGAACGCAGACCUGGACAACGGCGCCAACGAAGUCAAUGACAACGAUUUCAACCUGGCCGUUGGAGGAGCUGGUGUAGGUCAGUUACAACAGCCUAACAAUCUUAAAGACGCCAAUAAUAACCGGGACAAUGGAGGUCCCGACAACCUGAACGCCGCCGAAGAGGAUACCAAUCUGUACGAUCAGAAACUGUUCCCGCAGCAUCCGGCAGCACACCAACAGCAACACGGUGAUUACAGUGAGUUGCUGCAGCAGCAGCGCGGUGGUGUUGAUGGGAAAGGGCUGGAGGGAAAUGUUGGUGGUGGUGCGGGGAAGGCCGUUAUCGGUGAGAAACUCAUAAAUGAAAUUGUGCGGGACCACGGCAAGGAAGGGGACGCCUACCCGAACGGACUGGAAGAAGAUCUCCAUCUCGAUGGGCAGCAGGAAGCCGAAGAGGAGGGUGAUGUGAGUGAUUACGACGAUCCAGCAGCCCUCAAACAGGGUCACGCCGAGCGAAAUUAGAUGCCGUUUCGCGUUGAAAAUUCAAACAUUCGAAACGAUCCAAUGGUCCAAGUGGUGAUUUAAGUAGGACAGCUGUAAGCGAGUACUCUGCAGGAUACGACUCGAAGGCCAGGGCGGGCAUCAUUACAUCACGUAAGUACCUACCUACAUAUACUAUACCUGUUUGUUUGUAGAGCUACAUCAGUCAAGCCGGCGAUUCGGGGCCCGGUUAUUUUUGCUAAGAAGGAAAACAGAUCGGAUAAUUGGAUCGUUAACUUAGGUGUAGAGUAAAUGUUAGACGAUCAUGCCCCCAUGUUGUCCUAAUUGGGUUGAUAGGUUAAGAAUCCGUUUGAAAGUGGUAAGCUGCAGAUAAUUUUGUAAAAUUUUGUUAUACCUACUACUACGAAUGAAAAUGGGAAACACUCGACUGGUUAUUUUUGGUUCUACAGAAGAAAGGUUAAAUUGAUAAAACCAAGAAAACUUCCGUACUUUUUACUAUAAAGGGAUAGUAAUACGUGACUUAGACUGGAUUACUUUCACACUUAUGAUAGAUUUAAACUGUUAUGUUAAGACUCGCGCAAUACACAUUGUAUUGUGGAUAUGCUAUCGUUUCGCCAACUCGAUUCUUUUGUUUUCUUUUAAGCUUUCGAUUUAUUGUGUUGUUAUCGCUGCAUAAUUUAUUCUCUUUUGAGAAAAUUAUUCGUCCCCGUUUAGAGAUCUCUUUUUAUUACGUUAUGAACUUUAUAGUUACUUUUACUUUGCAACGAACUAGCUCUAAUCUAAGCUCAUUUGAAAUUUCAUAUCGUACCUACGUAAACUAGUUUCAUACUUUAGUUAUGACAAAUAACCGUUGUGCUUGCCAUAAAUGCAAACGAAAUUACUCACAGUAUGUUGCAUUGCCACAACCGACUUACGUUUCGAAUAGAAGAAAUAAAAAGAUCGUCGACUUGUUUAACAUUUACCAACUAGAUUCACAAGAGCUGAAAAAUUCAAGAAUCGUAACCGAUAAUACAUUGUAUAAAACGCAUCUCAACCGAUAUUAUAAAAAAAAACAACCCAGAAGUGAUAUUGCACAAAUUAUAGCACACGAAAAAGGAAUAAAGUCAUAUAUUGGUAUAUGUAUGUGUAUGUUCCCCCUACCUUCGAGCAACAUUACAAAAAAUAAGAAAGAUCUGUUGUGUAGUUUCCAUUUCACAGCUACAUGCAUACGCAUUUACAAGGCCGAGGCCGGAGGUGGGGGAAAGACAAACAAAUUAAAAACACAAGAUCUAAUGUUUCGUUUGAGAACCAAGAUUAGUUUCCGGAAUAAAUAAAUUUCUUUAAUUUUUGAUUAAA
Uranotaenia lowii is the source of this 3705-nucleotide messenger RNA. RefSeq lists its product as uncharacterized. Lineage: Eukaryota; Metazoa; Arthropoda; Insecta; Diptera; Culicidae. The transcript is spliced from 4 exons. Gene Ontology annotation, cellular component: Golgi apparatus; Golgi membrane. Bases 382 to 2391 code for a protein of 669 amino acids. The record is from RefSeq and is a predicted model, not a curated record.